Molecule: messenger RNA, 1163 nt
Organism: Salvelinus sp. IW2-2015
Lineage: Eukaryota; Metazoa; Chordata; Actinopteri; Salmoniformes; Salmonidae
Source: RefSeq, a predicted model, not a curated record
UCCCGCUGCUUCUCCCCGGCAGAGCUAAAACUCCAUGUUGGUGGUGGUACUGCUGACAGACUUCAUGCCCAAUGGAGAGCGACCACGCUGGGGGAGAUUACAGGUAACUUCCCUCCCAGUGAAGGCAGACCAGCUACUGGUGGUACAUGUUCCCAAGCAGUACUACCCACCAAUACAGGCCUGAAAAGAAACUUUAACGACAAGGCUGACCGUGUAACGUUCCGCUCCAAACAGAACGUUGACUAUAGCUUCCUGCUUCAGUUCUGCACUGGGCGUAGCCUGCUCUACCUGCAGCUGGAGGACGACGUCGCCUGCUCGCAUCACUUCCUGUCCGCCAUCAGGAGGCGUGUCCAGCAAAUGGAAGUGCCCUGGGCCACGUUAGAGUUCUCAGCCCUGGGCUACAUUGGGAAGCUGUACCACUCAGAACACCUCCCCCUCCUCUCACGCUUCCUCUUCCUGUUCUACCAGGAAAUGCCCUGCGACUUCCUGUUCAGUCACUUCCGGGUGCUUUUGACGCAGAGCGAGGUGAUCCGCUUCACACCAUCACUGUUUCAACACACAGGCUCAUACUCUUCCUUCCUGGGAACCUUCAACAAGCUGAAGGAUGAAGACUACGAGGAUCUCUACACCAACCCUGCUGCUGACGUCUAUAGUGACAUACCAGUCUAUCAGGACCAUGUGGCGGCCAUGGCCUGGUCUCCUGGUACUGGAACCUUCUUCUGGGGGCGGAGUCCUUCUUCAGGAAACCACCUAACCGUCAUCUUCAAACAUCCUGUUGUGGUUACCACCAUUACCGUGGCGACUGGUUCAGCAGAGGGUCGUGAUCGGUUGGCAUCUGCGACCGUAGAACUGGGUCUCCACCCGGUAACCGAGAAGACGGGGUCGGGGACAACAUGCCAAGAGUUCUAUAGCGUGGGGGAUCUGCAGGGAGGGAGGAUGGACAUGACGGACGUACACAAGAAGAGAUUUGGCCACGCCUCUUCCUGUCUGAAGAUAAGAGUCACAGCCAAGCAGAAUGACUGGGUUAUCAUCAAGAAGAUCAGGAUUACUACAAAGGAGGACUGAACACUCUGAAAACACACACACACACACUCUCUGAACACACUCACACUGAACAGACACACACACUGAAUGUAGCUAAGGUGAUUUGGUCUGACCCUGUU